ACACUGCUCUAUCAGUAUUUGACACCUCAUCAUAGAUUGUCUCGAACUCGCUGGUGGCUCAGGGAACCCCGCGGUCUCCGCAAGUGCGCUGUCAACGUGCGUUGAGCCCGGCGUUCCUGAAUCAGUUUUCGCCGUUCCCGUUAAUCCGAAGCGUAUGGCGUGCCUAAAAACGACGCCUUUGGAGCCUAGGUUGUCGCGUGGCGAGACCCUUGCAAUAAAACACUGGGGUCAUACUAUGUAUUUCCACUUGUUGAUCUUAUGAGUAUCAUGUCUAUUGAUCCUACAUUCGACAAUGCGGACCUCUUCUCUAUUGAUUACCUAAGUGCCACCACAAUCCCAACGAACACAUUGUUGGGAAUAGCACAUGCCUUGAUACCAGUAAGAUUCGUUUAGCAAGAUAGCGGCCCACAGCGCUGCUACUAACCCGGAUCCAGGCAUCACGCAACAUCGGCUGCUGUCCAGCCCUGUGCUGUCCGCGGGCCACUUGUAUUCGACUUCAAUUGUGUGGGCAAGUGGAUCCAUCGGAUGAUGCUGACAUGUUCCAUGUACAGUUAUCAACAGUGUGAUAUCAAGCAUGCGGCUGAAUGAAUCGCAGCCACAUGGCAAUCC
This is a messenger RNA of Periconia digitata, 609 nucleotides long. The record is from the annotation of a GenBank genome assembly. NCBI's taxonomy places the organism in Eukaryota, Fungi, Ascomycota, Dothideomycetes, Pleosporales, Periconiaceae.